Nannospalax galili (Upper Galilee mountains blind mole rat) is the source of this 5522-nucleotide messenger RNA. RefSeq names its product nucleolar protein 10 (gene Nol10). The coding region runs from base 104 to 2170 and encodes 688 amino acids. Gene Ontology annotation, biological process: maturation of SSU-rRNA from tricistronic rRNA transcript (SSU-rRNA, 5.8S rRNA, LSU-rRNA). The record is from RefSeq and is a predicted model, not a curated record. Gene Ontology annotation, molecular function: protein binding. The transcript has 22 exons. Gene Ontology annotation, cellular component: nucleus; small-subunit processome; 90S preribosome. Lineage: Eukaryota; Metazoa; Chordata; Mammalia; Rodentia; Spalacidae.
CAUCAACAGCGGGCCCUGGAAGCGUGUCGGGCAGCGCUCAGGACUCGGAUGUGGGAAUUCCCGGGCCAGUCGGGACUGUGAGCCAGGUCUGUGCGGAGCCGCCAUGCAGGUCUCCAGCCUUAACGAGGUGAAGAUCUACAGCCUGAGCUGCGGCAAGUCGCUCCCCGAGUGGCUUUCUGACAGGAAGAAGAGAGCAUUGCAGAAGAAAGAUGUUGAUGUUCGUAGGAGAAUUGAACUUAUUCAGGAUUUUGAAAUGCCUACUGUGUGUACUACAAUCAAGGUGUCAAAAGAUGGGCAGUAUAUUUUAGCAACUGGAACUUAUAAACCUCGGGUUAGAUGUUAUGACACCUAUCAAUUAUCCUUGAAGUUUGAAAGGUGCUUAGAUUCAGAAGUUGUCACCUUUGAGAUUUUAUCUGAUGACUAUUCAAAGAUUGUCUUCUUACAUAACGACAGAUAUAUUGAAUUCCAUUCACAAUCAGGUUUUUACUACAAAACUAGAAUCCCUAAGUUUGGCAGAGACUUCUCCUACCACUAUCCUUCCUGUGACUUGUACUUUGUUGGUGCAAGCUCUGAAGUUUAUAGAUUAAAUUUGGAACAAGGACGGUACCUGAAUCCUCUCCAAACUGAUGCGGCGGAGAACAAUGUUUGUGACAUUAAUGUAGUGCAUGGAUUGUUUGCCACAGGAACAAUAGAGGGUCGAGUGGAAUGCUGGGACCCGAGAGUAAGAAGCAGAGUUGGCGUGUUAGACUGUGCAUUAAAUAGUGUCACAGCAGAUUCAGAGAUAAACAGCUUACCCACCAUCUCUGCUUUGAAGUUUAAUGGCGCCUUGACCAUGGCAGUUGGAACAUCCACAGGGCAGGUGUUAUUAUAUGAUCUUCGCUCUGAUAAGCCAUUGCUCGUCAAGGAUCAUCAGUAUGGGCUGCCCAUUAAGUCAGUUCAUUUCCAGGAUUCAUUAGAUUUGAUUUUGUCUGCAGACUCUAGAAUUAUCAAAAUGUGGAACAAGAACUCAGGGAAAAUAUUUACUUCCUUGGAGCCAGAACAUGACCUUAAUGAUGUUUGCCUCUAUCCUAACUCAGGAAUGCUUCUUACUGCCAAUGAAACCCCCAAGAUGGGCAUCUAUUACAUUCCGGUUUUGGGUCCAGCUCCCAGGUGGUGUUCCUUCCUAGACAACUUGACAGAAGAAUUAGAAGAGAAUCCAGAGAGCACGGUAUAUGACGAUUACAAAUUUGUCACCAAGAAAGACCUUGAAAACUUAGGGCUCACACAUCUCAUUGGAUCACCUUUUCUCCGGGCAUACAUGCAUGGAUUUUUCAUGGAUAUAAGACUCUAUCACAAGGUGAAACUGAUGGUAAAUCCAUUUGCUUAUGAAGAGUAUAGAAAAGAUAAAAUUCGACAGAAGAUAGAAGAAACACGUGCACAGAGAGUCCAAUUAAAGAAAUUGCCAAAAGUUAACAAAGAGCUGGCACUUAAGUUAAUUGAAGAAGAGGAGGAGAAACAAAAAUCUACAUUGAAAAAGAAAGUUAAGAGCCUUCCUAAUAUUCUCACAGAUGAUCGAUUUAAAGUUAUGUUUGAAAACCCCGACUUCCAAGUAGAUGAAGAAAGUGAAGAAUUUAGACUUUUGAAUCCACUUGUUUCAAAAAUUAGUGAAAAGAGGAAGAAGAAACUCAGACUCUUAGAACAACAAGAACUUCGUGAGAAAGAAGAGGAGGAAGAACCGGAAGGAAAACCGAGUGAUGCGGAAAGUUCAGAGAGUUCAGAUGAUGAAAAAGACUGGGUCGAAGAGGUCAGGAAGCAGCGCAGACUCCUGCACCAGGAGGAAAAGAUGAAGUGGCAGGAGCAACUGAAAGAGGACCAGCAGACGGUCCUGAAGCCCCAAUUUUAUGAGAUCAAAGCAGGAGAAGAGUUCAGGAGCUUCAAAGACUCUGCCACAAAGCAGAAGCUGAUGAACAAAACCCUUGAAAAUCGUUUGAAACUUGAAGCCAAAAAUGGGACAUUGAGUGUAUCAGACACCACUGUUGGCAGCAAGCAGCUGACGUUCACACUCAAAAGGUCUGAACAGCAAAAGAAGCAACAGGAGGCUGAGAAACUGCAUCGCCAAGAAAGGAAAAAGCUGCGCCGGUCUGCUGGCCACCUGAAGUCCAGACCCAGAAGAGGCCGGCCCUUUCACUGACCAUGGAUACAGGCCUGCACAUAGCUAGGAUGUGGCAUUUCUCCUCAUGGCUUCUUACAGAGGUAUCAAACCCAGAGGAGAGAACUCACAGUUUAAAGUUCCAUACAGAUGUGUGUGCAUGGUGCUGGCAGUGUGACAGCUGGCCCCAUUACCCAGUCCGGAGUGGUCCCCAGGGUGCUUUUUCUAAGUUUAUAAAUACUGUCCUUUAUCCUUGGUAUAAGAUCAUCAUUUUUAAUAUUGUAAAGGUAUACCAUGUAUUGAAAAGUUUAUCCUCUGCUAAAAACAAGGAUUCAUCAUGCUCUAGAAAUUUUUCUUCCAGUGUCCACUGCCACUCAGGAUUGAACUACCCACAAGUCCCACCCCUGUUUUACCUGGUACCUGUGAUUGGCCCUAUUUGUGUCCAUGAGUUUAUGUUGGCAGGCUUGUUUGCUUGCUUCUAUAUUAGUUUAGGGUAUUUUCAAAACUAUUUUUAUAUUGACAGCACAAAUUAAUAAACAAUGGAUGGAAGCUACUGGCUAUUCUUUUUAGCUUGGCACAAACUUAAAUAUGUUUUUCUGCCAAAACAGUGCUGCAAUUAAAAAUAAACUUGCUAGAGAAAACAUUUCUAAAAGUAAAUGCUUUCCUUUGCAUGACUUUUUAGGAAAUCUUGCCUUUUAUUCAUUUAAAAUUUACCUUUGGGUUCUGUAGUUUUCAGGUGCCUUUAUCCAAUUUUCUUUUCCUUUGUGUACAAGCGAAAUGGAAACUCUUUGGACUGUACUUGGUAGACCCUAACGUGGCAUAUCUACCGGACAGAACGCACAGCACAGUCUGAGGAUACUGUGGAGAGGGCAUGGGUUGAGAUUCAGUCACGGUGUCUCCCUCCACUUGCAGUCUGAUUCCUGUCUCUUCAGUUUCUUCUUUCUCCCUUCUCCAGCAUCAUUCUUCACCUGCCUUCCCAUGCCCAGCUGCUUCUGCACAGAUUAGUUUGCUCUGCACACAGGGGACACUGGGUCAUGUGUCCACUUGUGGUCUGAGAAAUAAUGUAUACUAAGAAGAGUGGGGAGGGUUUUGUGUUUAAGGCACAGCCAUAAGAAAGAUUCUUGGGUUUUGGCACCAGCCCACCUUGUGCUGUGGUAUGAGUCUUCUGACUGUUAGAGUCCUUACACCCCAUUGCAUGUUCCUCCAGCUUCUUCCCCUGAGCUCUGUCCAUGAGCUACCCUUGAAGGAUAGGGCCCCAGCAUCCAGUUGCUUUUUUAAAAUCUUUUUUUUUUAAACCUUUAUUUAUUCAUUUUGUAUCUUAUAUGCAUGGGCAUGUACAUGCCAUGGUGUACAUGUAGAGAUCAGAGGACAGCUUUGUGGAGUUUUCUCUCCUUCCACAUUUACAUGGGUUCCAGGGAUUGAACUCAGUUGUUCGGGCUGAGUGGCAAGUGCCUUUGCCUAGUGAGCCAUCGUGUUUAGGCCACUGCAUUGUUGAGAUUUUAUGGGGGCAGCAUCCCUGUUACAUGUCUAGCAGCAGAUGUCCUGGUCCUCUGACUCUUGUGGUCUUUUGGCCCCCUCUUCGAUUGAUGUUCCCUGAGCCGUAGGUAAAGGGGUUGCAUUGUAGAUGUAUCAGUUGGAGCUGGGCACCUUGUUAUUUUUUAAUGUAUAUAAUAACUUUAUGAAACAUCUGUAGCAAAACUGAAAAUGUUUCUGUUUUCAGUUCCUUUGUUUUGGGGGGGGAUUUUUGGGUUUUUUUGGAAGUAGUGUCUCCUGUAGCCCCAGCUGGCCUGGAACUCACUAUGUAGAUGAGGCUCACCUCAGUAAAAGGUGUCGACCACCACACCCAGCUCAAUUCUUUCUUUUAUAAUGAGAUUUGAGAGAGUAUUUUAAUUGUGGAAAGUGUUUCAUCCUCUUUUUUAACCAUCAUUUGUCAGAAAAGGAGGAGCAAAUAUUUUGUAAUGUACUUUGAUUAGUCUUAAUAACAUUCUGCUCAGUACAUCCAUACCCAUUCUAUUUUACCUGUGGUGAAAUGACCAAAGUUCUUAGGAUAAUAAUAUGGGCUUCCCAUCUCAUGAGUGAAUGGUCCAUAUCCCUCAUUCUCCAGCUGCCAGAAGAAUGGAGGUGGGGAUGGAGUUGGGGCAGGGACACCCUUUAGGGAGCCCCAGUGGAGGCCUCCUGACCCUGGACUAGUGGCCAGCGGCCCUGGUGAUUUUGAAGGUGGGGUUGGCAGGUGUGCAGAAUGAACACACAGGAUGUGGAAAGGUGAGGCCAGCAUGUAAUGCAAUGUUUGGCCUGAGCAGUGGCUGGGGAGGAGUUGUCCUUGACAUAGGGCCAACUGCAGCAACUAUAGACCAGGGGUGAGGGGCUCAGAAAAGAUUCAGUGCCAAAGAGUAAGGACCAGGUCCCUCCUCUCAAGGCUCCUGUGGCUGUCUUCUCACUCUAUAACAUCCUGCGUCCCCUGGUAGCCUGGCUGGACAUAGCCUCUUGUUAUUCUCUACUGUCUUCCACUGACCUUCCUGUUUCUAAAACAUUCCAGGCAUUCUCUCAAGCCACAGCCUUUAUACAUUCCGUUGUCUCUGCCCAGAACACUCUCCCCCAGGCCUCCUUUGUCAGGUCAGCUCCACUCUAAAUUGUCACGCCCCAGUGCCAGCAUGCCAAGAUUAAAAUGAUGCUCAAUAUAAUAUCUUUUUAAAACCCUGGCAAGAUGGUUCAUUGGGUAAAGGUUCUUGCUGCCAAGCUUGACUUCCUGAGUUCCAUGUCUGGAACCCACAUGAAGAAGAAAGCCUGACUCCUGUAAAUUAUCCUCUGACCUCCACACUUGCACCAUGGCACACGCAUGCAUAAAUAAAUAAAUAAAUGUAAUUUUUUAAAAGAGAAAAAAUGACCUUAGAGAGUGGUCAGUUACUGUAGUAGUAUCUGUAAAUAGAUGGAAUAGUUUUGCUGUGUAACAAAGCACCCCAAAACCUAGUGGUUUAAAUAGUAGUUGCCUAAUAGUGACAGUGGGUCUAGAUUCAGAAGCAACUUAACUGGGUGGUUCUGACUGAAGGUAAUGUUCUGUUCCAUCCUGCUCCACUUGCUUUAUCUGGCCCUUCAAAAAAGCUUAAAUUGAUUUCACAUAAAUGGCUCUGCUCCCAGCUGAGAGUUCCUGCCUCUCACCUAAUAAGCCAGUGAGGCUAGCCUUGUAACUCUUGCUGGUCUUCAUAGUGUGAUAAAUUGUAUACUGAAACAUUUAUUGAACAUCAGGAUUGUUUUGUUUUAAUUAACUAAACAGUUUUUUUAAAUCCUCCUCCCCAAAGGUCGUAUCCUUAGCACAAAAUUAGAGUGCAAAAUAGAUUUUAUGUAAGAAGAGCUGCCAUUGUAUAAAUGAUUUUAAAAAAGAUUUUGUUACCCUCAG